Messenger RNA from Sphaeramia orbicularis (orbiculate cardinalfish), 6123 nucleotides. RefSeq lists its product as uncharacterized. Bases 295 to 6123 code for a protein of 1942 amino acids. Gene Ontology annotation, cellular component: membrane; actin cytoskeleton. The record is from RefSeq and is a predicted model, not a curated record. Gene Ontology annotation, biological process: positive regulation of canonical NF-kappaB signal transduction; adrenergic receptor signaling pathway; regulation of Rho protein signal transduction. The transcript is spliced from 20 exons. NCBI's taxonomy places the organism in Eukaryota, Metazoa, Chordata, Actinopteri, Kurtiformes, Apogonidae. Gene Ontology annotation, molecular function: MAP kinase scaffold activity; guanyl-nucleotide exchange factor activity.
GCACCCAGAGUCCCCCCAGAGACCACCAGUCCACAGACCAGACCUGGACUGUCCCCAAAACCACCACAGCAGCUCUGUAGUCCUGACACACACCAGACUACAGUACCCAUAAGUCCUGGGGGGAGGGGGGGAUGACAGGAAGUGUGAUGACAGGAAGCCUGUGGCCCCGCCCACCGCAGCUGCAGAAAAACAGGAAGAACAGAAAAGGGAAGUGGAUGUAGGUGGACCCACAUAGACUGAACCAGGACCAGGUCCGACAGAGCCCAGGAACCCACUGGACCAGGGACAGAAACUAUGGGUCAGGAACAAUCACAGGAAACACCUGAGAGUCCGUCAGACGCAGAGCCGCCUCCCCAGUUUGACUCCGCCCACAGUCCUCCGUCUGGAAGAGAGUCGAACUACCGCAGAGCGGCAUGGUGGGAUGUGAUGGGCAGCAGAACGGGACCACCGCCACCUGAACCUGGAACCGCAGCCAGAACCGUGUGGUACCAGAGCCAAGGCCUGGACCAGUGGGUGGACGGAGGCUCGGAGACAGAGGACAGGAAGUCCCGGUCGGUUUGGUACGAGGCCCAUCACACGGACACCGAACCGGUGGAGGCGGUCCCAACCAAACACAACCAACGGGAGUCCGGCUCCGACGAGGUUUCUGCAGGGAGUGUCCCACAGCUGGUGGAGCAGGGUCCUUGUGGUCCUCAGCUGCUGGAACAGGGUCCUGGUGGUCCUCAGCUGCUGGAACAGGGUCCUGGUGGUCCUCAGCUGCUGGAACAGGGUCCUGGUGGUCCUCAGCUGCUGGAACAGGGUCCCGGUGGUCCUCAGCUGGCUCCAGAUCCUACGCAGACCCAUGCCGUUGGAAUCCGGUCCACGCUGUCACAUGGGCACAGCACACAAAGACAGGAAGUCCACGGUUCAUGGCCAGAGGAGGAAGUGGGGGCAGAGGAGGAGGUCUGGAACACUGGGACGAGUUCAGAUAGAAAGAACUCUGAAACAUCGGAGAACCAAGAGGCAGAAGAAAAGCACGGCAACGACAAGAGAGGACUGAAGGGAAGGAAGAAGAGGAGGAAAAAGAGGGGUAAGAGAGGAGGUGUGGAGCGUAACCUCAGCUCCGGUUCCAGCCUCGAGUCUCCGAUCCACACAGAACCAGAACCAGCGACAGACCUGAAGCUCCAGGUACGAACAGAGGCAGAAGCCCAGGCUGAAACAGGAAAGGAAGGCGUCAAGGCUCCGACCCUACACCAGGACACCCAGGAGAACACCAUGCAUCUACCAGGACGCAUGGACCACCAGGACAGGGACCUUCAGGACCAGGACUGGGAUGGGACCAGCUACACCACUGUGGACUUUACAGAACUCCGUGGGACUUCAAAGGGCUCCUCAGUGGACCAUCAUCACCCUGAUGACCUGAACCCUGUCUUCAGCAUCUGUAAGGAACAGGAAGUGGACGUCAGACGGACAGAACAUGAGGAACGAACAAGGAGGGAAUUAUUGAACUUGAUACAAAUGGAAUUAAAAGAUCUCACCGGUUCUGUCGCACAAACAGAGCAUGAUACGAGUUCAGUGGAUUUAUUACAAAAGGACGGUGUUGUCGUCAGUGAAGCUGCUGCAUCUGUGGACCCAGCAGUGGAACCCAUUUGUCCAGAGGAACCUUCUGUCCAACAGUCAGAGCUCAAAGAAUUCCCAGCAGACUUGUUUCUUGUGGAAUUUCCUGGACCAAAAUUGCCGUUGAGUCAAACAGUUGAAUGUGUUUGUCUUUUGGGAAAACCUGCAGAUGUUCCAGAAUCUGAACAACCUUUAGGUUCUGGGGGAGGUUCAGACGCCACAGGAACUGGUUGUCUUCCAGUUGAAACUCCAGCAGAUGUUUCAGCACUUGAACUACGGGAAGGAAGUGUUGAGACAAGUGUGAGGGAAAAUCUGGGGCAUUGUUUAACCUUUGAGACACUGAGAGAGCAGGCAGUAAAAGAACAGCACGAAAAAAAGGAGGAAGUGGGGAAGGGAAACCGUUGGCAGAGGAGUGGGACAGGAAACGACGAGGCGCUAGCGUUUGGUGAAGAGGUGUCUUCCAGCCUUAGAAUGGAGGGGGAGGAGCUUCUUCUGACAGAGAAAGAGAACAAGGAGGACUUGGUUGCCACAGCGGUAGCGGUCGUAACGGUAGCGAUAGCCUCAGCUAUGGCUAACAUAGAACUGAGCCAGCAGUUAGCUAACAGUCACGUCAAGAGUCGAGCUGCCGGACCGUCUUCACAACGCAAUCCAAGUGAUCCAUGUGACGCUUUGAACCAGCUGGGAGACGAUUCAGUCUGCAGCGGUCAGUCCACAAGGGUCCUGAAUGCAGACCAAGACUACGACUGGAAUACAGGAACAGCUGAGACGCAAACCCAGGGUGACCCGGCACCGGCACUAACCCAGGGUGACCCGGCGCUAACAGCCAAACACCAACAUAGCACCGACAUGUCAGAGGCGGUGACGGAUGAACCCAACCACAACCUGUUAGAGACUGACGGCCCACCACCAGCACAGCUGAGGACCCAAGACCAGCCCCGGGUCCAAGAGGAAAGGCCAACUGAAAACGAUACCGAAGCUGUAGCAGAAGCUGCUGAACUGAAGCUAACAGCUGAAGCAGACGCAGACGGUGGACGUCCUCCAGACACAUUCAGCUCAGAACAGAAGGAGGUGGAAGCGGUAAGCAAUGAACUGUCGCAUUUUCAACACUCUACUGAAGGUGGGCGUGUCUAUGGGCGGAGUAGUUCCAAUGUGCCAAAAACAGAGCAAAGCCUGAGUCCUCUUUCAGGUUCUCAAACUGGAAAACAAAGCAGUUUACAGCUGGACGUCAACGUCCACACGCCAGGGACCAGGGACACGCCUGGGACCGGGGACACACCCGGGACUGGGGACGGGACCGGGGACACACCUGGGACCGGGGACAGGACCAGGGACACGCCUGGGAUCAGGGACAGGCCUGGGACCGGGGACAGGACCAGGGACAUGCCUGUGACCGGGGACAGGACCGGGGACACGCCCGGGACCGGGUAUGGGACCGGGGAAACACCUGGGACCGGGGACAGGACCAGGGACAUGCCUGUGACUGGGGACAGGACCGGGGACACGCCCGGGACCGGGUAUGGGACCGGGGAAACACCUGGGACCGGGGACAGGAUCAGGGACAUGCCUGGGACUGGGGACACACCUGGGACCGGGGACAGGACCGGGGACACACCUGGGACCGGGGACACACCUGGGACCAGGGACAGGUCUGGGACUGGGGACACGCCUGGGACCGGGGACAGGACCAAGGACACGCCUGGGACUGGAGACACACCUUGGACCGGGGACAUGCCUGGGACCGGGAACAGGUCUGGGACCGGGGACACACCUGGGACUGGGGACAUACCUGGGACUGGGGGCACGCCUGGGGCUGGGGACACGCCCUUUUGGCCCUUUUCUUGUGAUUCAACAUUUCCCAUCAGCCCCUGUGACUGUUCGCUGUUGGGUGGUUCAGGUCCGGAGGAUCUGAGUGUGUCCACAGACCUGGAGACAGGGUCCCAGGUGUCCCAGGUGUCCCAGUCCUUAGUGGACAUUAAAGUCCCUCUAGAUUGUGGAGGUCGUACCUGUGUGUCCACAGAGAGUUUGGACGUAAAGAAUCUGGUUCCAGUGGAAGGACGAAAGGAGAGAGAAAGAAAAAACACCAGAAAGGAGGAGGAGAAGAAGGAGGAAGAGGAGCAGGAGGAGAAGAAGGAGGAGGAGGAGCAGGAAGAGGAGAAGGAGAAGGAGGAGCAGGAGGAGAAGGAGGAGGAGAAGAAGGAGGAGCAGGAGGAGAAGAAGGAGGAGGAGGAGCAGGAGGAGGAGGAGGAGGACCCCUGUCAGUUGUGUCCUGUCAGCUCAGACCUUCAGUCUGCAGGUCCAGGUCCUCAUGUGAAGGACUGGGUCAGAGGGGGGGGUGAUGUCCAGGGGGGACACCCACCCACCCAAGGUCCUCCAUCAGUGGACACGUCCGGCCCUGGAGACAUGUGGAGCCCCCUGGUGUCCUGGAAGACUGAGAAAGAAGAAAGAGGAGGUGGACUGAAAGGAGGAGGAGAGGAGGAGAGGAAGGAGCAGCAGAUGGACCGCCCACUGUCCACGGCCAGCCCCCCAGCCUCUGCCCCCCCAGCCUCUGCCCCCCCAGCCCCUGUCCACUCGUUGUCCCCGUUCCGUCGUCACAGUUGGGAACCCAGCAGCAUCAGCACCUCUGCAGACACCAGCAUCAUUCAGCACAGUCCUCUGCAGACUCCGCCCCCUGUGGUGACCCAGUCCAACCCUCCACUCCACACGGGAAAGUACCGUUCAUCCUUCACUCGUCCAGUUGGUCCGUUUAUCCCAGGCUACAGUCUGGACGGUCUGGAGGCGGAGAGGGGCGUGGCUCCAGCCCCGUGUCCCCGCCUUAGUGACCAGGAGAGCGUGGCUUCGGGGAUGGAAGGACUGGAUCGGGGUUCGCUGGUGUCACUGACGGAGGAGGAACAGGAAGUAGACGACAGCGGCGUGGACAGAAACGCACGUCACCAGGUUGUGUCCAUGACAACCAGCUGUCCCGCCACCCUCCAUCACCAGACCCUCACCAAGUCCGUCUCCAUGGUAACCAUCAGCCACCGGGACGUGGAUGGUUCCAGUUCAUUCUUCAGUUCAUCUGGAUCUGUGGACUACAGUCUUUGUCAGGUGGAACCCUCUCCCUUGAGGAUCAACAGUGAAGGAAAAGGAGGAGGAGCCAAGAUCAGCCGACCAUUCAGCUUCCUCCGAAACAAGAUGAGCAAGAAAGGAAAAGAAAAGGAAAAAGAAAAGCAGAAGGACAGGAGGGACAACACAGACAGACGGACGUCCAACACUCAUGUCUUUGUCUCCACCCACUCGUCUCUGUCCACUUCCUGUCAUUGUUGUUCCAAACCUCUGACCAAUAAGGACACGUUCAUCUGUAACAACUGUGGGGUUCAAGUCCACAAGAACUGCAGAGAGAGAGGCAGUGUGUGUACGAGCAGCAGAGAAGAGUCGGCGGCUCCAGAUCCUGGAGGACCCCCGAGGCCCAGGUCAGCGGUCAACACCAGGAGUCAAUCCACAUCCUCCACCUCCUCUGGAUCAUCAGCAUCAGCCUCAUCACCACGGGAACGCUGGGCGACGGCCACACCCCCUGAUGACCAGUUCCAUGUGGAGACCGCCUUCCACCCCCCCAGUAACCUGUCCAAGAGCAUCUCCACCAGCAACAUCACAGGGUUGGACGAUGGGACCUUAAAGGGUCUGAAGUUCAGGUCUCAGUCCACCGACUCCCUGAACCAGAGCAGGAAAGGCCACGCCUCCAGCGAGUCGCUCACUGAUGAAGGUACAGACAUGAUGGACAGUCAGCUGAUGGGGGACUCUGAAUGGGACUUGAAGGACCCGGAGGACCUGAAGGACCUGGAGGACCUGAAGGACCUGGAGGCAGAUUCAUGGAGUUGCACCGUCGACAAGAAGUUCCUGAAAACACUGAAGAAAGAGGAAAUCAAAAGACAAGACGUCAUUUAUGAGUUGUUCCAGACAGAGUUCCACCAUGUCCGUACUCUGCAGAUCAUGUCUGAGGUUUAUUAUAAAGGAAUCCACAAAGAGCUGCAGCUGGACACACACACUGUGGACAAGAUCUUCCCUGUCCUUCAGGACCUGCUGGACACUCACUCAGACUUCUUGAACAAACUGUUGGAACAGAAGAGACAAACCAGCAGAGGAUUCAUCUGCAGCAUCGGAGCAGUACUGGUGCAGCAGUUUUCCGGCCGCAGCGCCGACCGGAUGAAGAAGGUUUACGGGAAGUUCUGCAGCCGCCACCAGCAGGCGGUGAACGUGUACAAGGAGCUGCACGCCAAAGACAAACGCUUCCAGGCCUUCGUCAAGACAACCAUGAGCAGCAGGAGUGUGCGCAGACUCAGUAUCCCAGAAUGCAUCCUGUUGGUCACCCAGAGGAUCACCAAGUACCCGGUCCUCAUCCACAGGAUCCUGCAGCACAGCACAGGUAACCCUGCCCACCACCCUGCCCACUGCCCCGCCCACCCUCCAACUGGGGCUGGACCAUCUGUCCUCAUCCAUACGCCAAAAAUAAAAGCCCAAACUGACCAUCAGCACGACCAACGCCAAAAAUAA